CGUUUACCGGUUGGGGAGGGACUAGGGCUGGAAUUGUCGCCGCAGACGUUUUGGAUUUAACAAACCUAAAGAGUUUAAUGCUGUGAGAUCGUCCGUGCAGCGCUCCGCCAUGAAGGUGCUUCUGAUCUGUAUUCUGCUGGGAAUAGCUGGUGCGUUACCCAUCGAUGAUGAUAAAAUUGUUGGAGGUUACACAUGCGCCAAGAAUUCAGUUCCGUAUAUCGUGUCUCUGAACAUUGGCUACCAUUUCUGCGGGGGGUCCCUGAUUAAUAGCCUAUGGGUGGUCUCUGCUGCUCACUGCUACAAAUCGAGCUUCCAAGUGCGUCUGGGGGAACAUAACAUCGCGGUGAGCGAAGGCUCAGAGCAGUUUAUCCAAUCCGCCAAAAUCAUCAGACAUCAAUGGUAUGACUUCAAGACUCUCGACAAUGACAUCAUGCUGGUCAAGCUAGCUUCUCCCGCCACCUUGAACGCCUAUGUCAACACUGUGGCCCUGCCGACCAGCUGUGCACCCGCCGGAACGAGCUGCCUCAUCGCUGGUUGGGGCAACACACUCAGCGUUAGCACCAACUACCCCGACCUCCUUCACUGUCUAAACGCCCCCAUCCUGACCUACACCCAGUGCGAUAAUUCCUACCCUGACGAAAUCACUGAGAACAUGAUCUGUGUUGGGUACCUCGAAGGCGGAAAGGAUUCCUGCCAGGGGGACUCCGGAGGACCGGUGGUCUGUAACGGGCAGCUGCAGGGUAUUGUCUCCUGGGGAUACGGUUGUGCUUUGAAGUACAGUCCUGGCGUCUACACAAAAGUGUGUAACUAUGUCGCCUGGAUCCAGAACGCCAUAGCCUCCAACUGAACCUUAACCACGGCAUCUGCUCUCCCUUCUCACACAAGACCAUAAAUAAACGAAUUUCAACAAAAUGUCACUGUAAUCUGCCCGUCGAAAGAAAACUUCAGAAAAAAAAAUUGACUUUUUGAAAUUUAUGCAUAUAUAAAAAAGUGGAUUAAAGCGGCAAAAAAUAUUCCACAUGAAAAAAAAAAUACAUAAUAGAUCUAUAAUAUUUGUAAUUAAUGAAUUUUACCCCAAAAAGUAUCUUAGUAGUUAUGGUAGUUUUGUCAGGCUUGAUUUUUCUUUAUAAACUUAUUUGUACUAAAAACGCAAAAUAAAAAUACCAUUUUUUUUUUUAACUGGA
Molecule: messenger RNA, 1184 nt
Organism: Spea bombifrons (plains spadefoot toad)
Lineage: Eukaryota; Metazoa; Chordata; Amphibia; Anura; Pelobatidae
Product: trypsin-like
Exons: 5
Coding region: 110-847 (245 amino acids)
Biological process (GO): proteolysis
Molecular function (GO): serine-type endopeptidase activity
Source: RefSeq, a predicted model, not a curated record